Molecule: messenger RNA, 903 nt
Organism: Ostreococcus tauri
Lineage: Eukaryota; Viridiplantae; Chlorophyta; Mamiellophyceae; Mamiellales; Bathycoccaceae
Product: tRNA/rRNA methyltransferase, SpoU
Exons: 1
Coding region: 1-903 (300 amino acids)
Biological process (GO): RNA processing
Molecular function (GO): RNA binding; RNA methyltransferase activity
Source: RefSeq, a predicted model, not a curated record
AUGUCCACCCGCGUCUUCACCGCCCUCUCCCGCGCGCGUGGAUUCGCUUCAACGUCGGCGCGUCGACGAAAACUGCACGCGCACGCCGGCGGCGGCUCCGACCGCCUCGAGCGCAUCGCGAGCGGCGACAACGACGCCGUCAAGCGCUUCGCCAAGCUGUGCAAGUCAAAAUCUUUUCGCGACGCCGAACGCUCGGUGGUGUUGGCGUCGAGCGUGCUCAUGCGCGAGUGCUUCGUGAGUCGAGGCGGCGCGCGCGCGCGAACGCUCUUCGUGGCGGAUUGGGCGGAAAAGCCGGAUUGGAUCGACGCUGAUCGCGUGGUGCGAGCGCCGGCGAGCGUGAUGAAGAAGUGCGCCGGGGUAAACAAUGGUGACGGGUUGGAUUUGAUCGGGGAGUUCGAGAUGCCGGAGGUGAUGGAUGGGAAGUCGUUUGCGAAACGGUUUGCGGGACGGAGGACGACUCGGACGCUGGCGCUGGAGGGAGUACAAGAUCCGGGGAAUUUAGGGACGCUCGCGAGGACGGCGGUGGCGUUCGGGUGGGACACCGUGGCGUUGCUUCCUGGGACGUGCGAUCCGUUUAACGAUAAGGCGAUGCGCGCGGCUCGAGGGGCGACGUUUCGAUUGAACUUUGUGACGUUUGAUUCCUUCGACGAGCUCGAACGCGCCGCACGGGAAUUGGGGAUGGAUCUCUACGCCGCGGAGCCGCGAGCAGACGAAGAUGUCGAUCCUGAGCGCGUCGGUGACGUCGCCAAAGCGUGUUUAGUUCUUGGAACAGAGGGGCAAGGUUUGAGCGAUGACGCGCUGCGCGCGUGCAAACCGGUAGCCGUUCCGAUGUCGGGAGAGAUGGAGUCGCUGAAUGUAGCGAUCGCCGGCGGCAUACUUUGUUACCUUAUGCGACUCAGAUAA